AUGAACCCUGAAAACGCGCCUUUGCCUGCCGAGAAGGAUCCAGCGCCUCCUCAGGAAAAAGUCUCUGACAACAGCGAGAACAAGCCCACGGUUGCGGAAGCCUCUGCAACUAGUAUCCAACAUGCUGAGCUCUCGUCGUCUGCCACUGCCAGUGGGGUCGAGUAUAGGAAGGUGGUCAGCGACGAGCUUUUCGACAUAAAGAAGAUCCUACAGCAAGUCUUUCAGCGUGUGGAGCGUCUGGGAACCUCUAUGAGGGACACGGAGGUCGUGGCUUCCGAAGGCACCCUCACGGAGCCUACUAGACGCUCGUCCUUGGAUUUGCCGAGUCCAAUCAGAGAGCGAAACAAUCGCGGAAGCACUCGCUCAGCCGGCCCUCGUGGAAGACGCUACGCACGGCCGUUUUCAUCACGAAAGCCCAACUGGACCCUGAAGGUGCUUGAUCCCCAUGGUCUAGAGCCGGUCGAGUCGCUUGACAAGAUCGAAAUAAAGGAGUCGACGCUCAAGUGCCUGAAGGAGGACGGCAUCACAGAGGCUGGAUAUAUCGAGAAGAACAUCCUUGAAAAGCUCAGUGCUGGACACGAUGCUAUCCUUCAAAUCAGAGGCGACAAGCUCGAGAAACUCUCCAUCUACCCUCUUGUGGACCUGUUUGAAAAGGCCGCGCCGGAGCUCCAGGUCCUCAUCCUGAUGAGCCGGCUGGACGCCAUGAGCAGCAAGAGCUUCCUGACAUCGUUCCAGAAGUACCUUGAUAUCGCCGAUCUCAAGGUCGCUAUCCAUGUGGUCCCACAGGAAUUGAGCCUCGAUCUCGGUCCGUUGUCAAAACUGACGCCCAACAAGCCGACUGUUUUUGUCACGACUCCCAAGAUGAUGCGGCGACUGAGGGCCGAGAACAUUAUCAAGCCGAUGUUUGUCCAGGGAAUGGUCGUGUACGAAGCCGAAUAUGUGUUGCGCACACCCGCCCAUGUCGAUAUGAUUCAAUCAGCCUUGAAUGAUUUCCAAAUAUGUCAGGUCGUACUCUCUACACAUGAUGGUACCGAGGACGUCGUUCGUGCUGCGGAGGCCUUUGAUUUCUCAGAGGACGCCAUUGUCUUCAGCAUGGAUCGCAUCCACAUCGACAAUUCGAAGCACUUUUAUUACACGGACAAUGCCCUGACAGAGAUCGCGUUGAAUCACGCAGUCAAAGUAAGCAAGUUGAAAAUGGCGGUCGUGAUCUGUCACGACCAAACGGAGGCCAACAAGCUGCGAGAUGAGUUUGCUGAACGCACAGACGCAUACACAAUUGCCAAGAUGGCAGAGUCGACUGAACUGGUUGGCGGAUUGCUGUUCACCUCGCAGGUCAUCAGCAGCGUUUUCCAUUCACGAUUGCACAACACCGUGGGGAUGAUCAUGAACCUCUCGGGUGCAUACCCUUUCCCUGGCAGGUACUUGGAAAUAACCCUGCCAGGUGAUCACGAAGGUGGUGGAACCUGA
Molecule: messenger RNA, 1467 nt
Organism: Gamsiella multidivaricata
Lineage: Eukaryota; Fungi; Mortierellomycota; Mortierellomycetes; Mortierellales; Mortierellaceae
Exons: 6
Coding region: 1-1467 (488 amino acids)
Source: RefSeq, a predicted model, not a curated record